AUGAAAAUAAUCAUCAACUCUCUACUGCUCGCCACAUUUCUCAGCAUCAGCAGCGCCGAAACAGAAAGCGACAGCACGCCAGCACGUAUUUUAGCGAAACAAACCGGUGCCGCGCAAUUUGAAGUGGAACCCUAUGACGCGCACACAGAUUGUAGCGAACACAAGCAUCAUCUAAAGAAGCGCUCUUCGGACGAGGAUGUCGACUAUGAGGUGUAUCAGGGUGUGGUCGGUAGACCGGGCAUCGAUUUUCCCAUCUAUCCACGCAUACCGAAAACCACAUUCAGUUGCCGCUCCUUUGGCAAUGGUUACUUUGCCGACAUGGAAACCGAUUGUCAGGUCUUUCACAUCUGCGAAGAGGGUCAGGGUCGUAAGAUAUCAUUCCUCUGUCCGAAUGGUACCAUCUUUCAGCAAAGCGAACUCACUUGCGACUGGUGGUUCAAGGUGAAUUGCCUUGGCUCGCCCGGCUACUAUGCAGAUAGCGCGGAAAUACUCAACAAACAGCGCGUACAACGCAUACGUCCUUCCGUGCCGGUGCAGGGUUUCAAUAUUGUUGGCGGUGGUCUGGAUAUCAAACCGAAGGUGACCAGUCAGGCGCCACGUCUACGCCAGUCAGCCAAGCCGGAACGACGCUUCGACUCGAAUGAAGAACCCUCGCUGGAGGCCGUCGACUUUGAGGAUAUUUCGGGUGAAAAGCAACUGAAAGGGGAGAAAACGCAGAUACCGGCCAGUAUAGACAACAAUAAUAAUAAUGAUGAGACGCAGGUCGCAGCGGAAAGUGCCUCUUUCGUGGAUGGCCGUAGGCGCAAUAGUUUCGGGGUUGAGAAGGCAAAUGUCGACGCUGUGGAAACAAAGUCAGCGGAGUUGCAACCCUCUUCGAAGAAUAAAACUUUACUGCACCUCUGA
This is a messenger RNA of Rhagoletis pomonella (apple maggot), 903 nucleotides long. RefSeq lists its product as uncharacterized. Gene Ontology annotation, cellular component: extracellular region. The record is from RefSeq and is a predicted model, not a curated record. The transcript has 6 exons. Bases 1 to 903 code for a protein of 300 amino acids. Gene Ontology annotation, molecular function: chitin binding. Lineage: Eukaryota; Metazoa; Arthropoda; Insecta; Diptera; Tephritidae.